GGAUGUUCGCCCGGCCAAACGCGCGCGUCCAUGACAGUCCAUGCAACGCUCGCCAAUGCGCCGUGGGAACCUCUAGGCAGCUACGUACAGUACAGUAAGUGCAGGACAAGCCAUAUCAUACUGUACAUAUACAGUAGGGAAGCGAUAUAGAGGACAGGAUUGUCUCGCCUCACGAAAACGGAGCUAUGGCCGUGGACGUCGUCGACAGUCCCGUCGCUCCUAUGCGUCCUAGCGACGACGAAGACCAGAAAACGGCAAAGACGAUUCCUAUGCCCGUCCGUCAGACUCCCCUGUACGAGAACUGCAGCGUCUUCUCGCCGGAGGGAACUCUCAUGUUUCGCUGUUCAAGAAAGAAGAUAGAUUGGUACCUGUCGAGAAAUCUCGCCGUCCCAAUGAAAGAAGGCGACGAUGAACAGGUGGACCCGUCUGCUCCACAUGCCAUCCAGCUGACCUUCACCCCGCGAGGCAAUGGACGGAAUAGCGCUGGAGAGGAGUACUAUUUGGAAGAGAGGCAAAAUAUAUGUGUCGGCUGCGGGUUCACUGAUGGGCUGACAUCCCAUCACAUUGUGCCCUAUCAAUACCGCAAAUUUAUGCCAGACUCCCUAAAAUCCCACGCAUCGCACGACGUCGUCCUCCUGUGCGUAAACUGCCACGAUGCCUACGAAUUGCACGCAGUAAAACUCAAAAAAACCAUCGCCAAAAAGUACAACAUCCCCUUAGAGGGCCGCGGACACAUAGUGUACCAUGAGCACCGAAAAGUGCAUUCCGCCGCCAAUGCCAUCUUGCACUCCCGCCGUACACAGCAUCCGGACAAAAACCGAAUACCGGAGCAACGACUACAGGAGUUACACGCCAUCCUACGCGACUUUUUCACCUUCCCAUCAGACCACCCCAUAUCGUCCGCAGACCUCGAAGCAGCCCUCGAGCUCCCACAAUACGGCCGCGCACCCGAUUUCGUGGAGCAUGGGGAGGUUGUCGUGGGCUGUAUGAGUGAGAAGGAGUUGGAGACGUUUAUCAGGGAUUGGCGAAGGCAUUUUCAGACGUAUGCGAGGCCGGGAUUUUUGAGUGAGGCGUGGAGGGUGGAGAAUCCGGUCAGGAAUCGUUGAGCGAGGAGCCAGAUUCCGCCGGACCCCUGGUCCUGCUGCGGUCCCCCGUUCACCGCACAAGACUUCCAACUCGCUAUCGGCACCCCU
This is a messenger RNA of Fimicolochytrium jonesii, 1193 nucleotides long. RefSeq lists its product as uncharacterized. The transcript has 3 exons. NCBI's taxonomy places the organism in Eukaryota, Fungi, Chytridiomycota, Chytridiomycetes, Spizellomycetales, Powellomycetaceae. The coding region runs from base 186 to 1106 and encodes 306 amino acids. The record is from RefSeq and is a predicted model, not a curated record.